Messenger RNA from Triplophysa dalaica, 2460 nucleotides. It is a transcript of the gene ddx20, whose product is annotated as DEAD (Asp-Glu-Ala-Asp) box polypeptide 20. The record is from RefSeq and is a predicted model, not a curated record. Gene Ontology annotation, molecular function: RNA helicase activity; RNA binding; ATP binding. The coding region runs from base 34 to 2334 and encodes 766 amino acids. The transcript is spliced from 11 exons. Gene Ontology annotation, cellular component: SMN complex. NCBI's taxonomy places the organism in Eukaryota, Metazoa, Chordata, Actinopteri, Cypriniformes, Nemacheilidae. Gene Ontology annotation, biological process: spliceosomal snRNP assembly.
AAAGGAAAGAAGAAGAAGAGAGCAAACGGCAUCAUGGCGACAUCCACGAAAGCAGCGCAUGAGCUGCAAGUCAGAACCCGGACUGAUGAUGUUUUAAAUAACGAUGGGCUCGAGUUCAGCUCUUUACUGCUAUCAAAACCUGUGCUUGAGGGCUUAUCUGCCUCCGGCUUUCAGAGACCGUCACCCAUUCAGCUCAAAGCCAUCCCACUGGGCAGAUGUGGGCUGGAUCUUAUUGUUCAAGCCAAAUCUGGCACAGGAAAGACUUGCGUGUUUACUACGAUUGCAUUGGACUCCCUUAUACUGGAGAACACAGUCACACAGGUGCUAGUUUUAGCCCCCACUAGGGAGAUUGCUGUGCAGAUCCAUGCUGUUGUCAUGGCAAUAGGCAGCUCAAUGGAGGGACUGGAGUGUCAUGUGUUUAUUGGUGGACGGCCUGUCAUUCAAGAUAAGCUCCACCUGAAGAAAUGCCACAUUGCUAUUGGCUCACCAGGCCGUAUUAAGCAGCUCAUUGAGAUGGGAGCCCUGAUCACAUCUUCCGUUCGUCUGUUUGUUUUGGAUGAGGCUGAUAAACUGCUUGAGGAUGACAGCAGCAGCAGCUUUCAAGAGCAAAUCAACUGGAUCUUCUCUUCUCUACCGACAAAUAAACAAAUGCUGGCUCUUUCUGCCACCUACCCAGAAUCCUUAGCACAAUACCUGUCAAGAUACAUGAGAGAGCCGACGUUUGUUAGAUUGAACCCGACAGACCCUGGACUCAUUGGACUGAAGCAGUACUAUAAGAUCGUUCCCUCUCAUUCAUUGCCUCACAAAAUCUUUGAGGAGAAGGUUCAGAGUCUUCUGGAACUCUUCAGUAAAAUCCCAUUUAAUCAAGCAUUGGUUUUCUCGAAUCUCCAUAGCAGAGCCCAGCGCCUGGCUGACAUCCUCUCAUCUAAAGGCCUGCCUGCAGUCUGCAUCUCAGGUGGUUUAAGUCAGGAUCAGAGGUUAGAAGCGAUGUGGAAGCUAAAGCAAUAUCAAUGUCGAGUUUUAAUAUCAACAGAUCUGACGUCCCGUGGUAUUGAUGCCGAGAAGGUGAAUUUGGUGAUUAAUCUGGAUGUUCCUCAGGACUGGGAGACGUACAUGCAUCGUAUCGGUCGUGCUGGACGAUUCGGCACUCUGGGGGUUGCCGUGACCUACUGUUGCCAUGGUGAGGAGGAGAAUCGGAUGAUGGCCAUAGCUCAGAAAUGUUCCUUGAAUCUAACUCAUUUGCCAGAUCCAAUCCCUCCUGGAAUUAUGGAAGAGGCGUGUGACUGGGACGUGAUCAUCGAACCCCCUUCAAAACCCACUCGAAAGGUUCCUGUCUCCCCCAAACAGGCGAAAAAGAAACAAGUUAAAUCGGAGGCCACAUCAUUUAAACCUUCCGGAGUUUCUCACAUCCCACAUCCCACUGAAGAGAGAAGAACAUCUGAUAUAUCAUACAAUGUUGCUGAAACCAAGGCUAAAAAUCACUCCAAACCUAGGCUGGAGAAACCAUUACCUUCUGUUACAAACCUGGAGACUCGCUCGACUCUUGCUCAGACAGAGCAGAGGGAGACCCUUCCUAGAAUUCCUUCACUGCCAUCUUUUAAAUUACGGGCACAAAAGAUUAUGACCUUCGCAGAGGCCGAGGCGGAUUACGAGAGCUUCAUAACAGAAGGUCCAGGAAGAUCUGUCGAAAUCAUUCGCCAGUAUGAAGGUUGCAACAGAAGUCAGAAUAUGUUCAAUGGCGUGCAUAACAAGCAUGAUGACCAUAAUGAUGAAGACCAAGGUAAUAAUUCACAUGUUCCAGAUGCGUCACACUCCCAUCAAGAUCCUCCUCUACCACCAGACGUUUCACAGUUGUCCUAUGGUUCGAAGAUUUCUGAAGAUUCCCUGUCAUCUGAUGAUGAUUCUUCCUCCGAGUCCGAAAUGGAGGUUGAAUGUGGAUCAAACUCUUCAGUCCCUAAUCGCUGUUCACAACCCAGACAUCCUGUGGACUGUAACAAAGACCAGCGGGAUCAUUCAUCUUUACCGGCGGCUAGAAUACAAACACAUUAUAGCAGAAGUAAGCAGACGUAUAGUACACUUCAAUCCCAUGAUCCCCCACACCACAAAGGCCCUUCAGCCUCCAAAUCCAGCAGGAAGGCCACGACGACACCGCAGAGGUUUACAAAGGAGAAAACUGAUGAUGGUGAAGAGGAAGAAGUUGCAGGGCAGGAUAAUUGGAAUGAGUACAGGGCUUGGGUCGAAUAUUACAACUCGUAUUACCACAGAUCUCCAUAUUACUGGAUGAGAGCAUUUUCCUCAUAUUCCAAUUACAUGAUGGAAAUGAUGAAACGUUAAAAAAGGAUAAUAGACUUAUCUAUCUUGUAUAGCAUCCAUUGAAUCUUACUGCCCCUGUUAUUGGGACAGUUUUAGUGAUGCUCAAUGUAUGAAGUUCUUUAAUAAAAAUGAACUUUUGGGAUGUAA